AUGGCCACGGCUGAGGGGUCCUUGGAGGUUCAGCAGCAGCAGGUAUGGAUGCAGCAGCUGUCCAACGAGCUCUUCAAUGAAGCGGCCUCAAUAGGAGAUCAAAUUCUGGCACAAGCUGAGUCAGCCAUUGGCACGACCAAGAGCGCUGUGAUCAAGGUCUUGGCAGCCUGUGACCCUCUGCAAGCGUUGGCCAAGAAGUUUGAGGAGGCCACCAGGGUCUCCAAGUCGCAGCAGCUGGCGCAGCAGGCGGAGCAACAGGCAGAGAGGCAGAACCUUCCCGCCGUAGAGCUAUCCCGUGAACGCUUGCAGUCCGCCAGAGACGACCGUGACCGCGGGGUCCUCAUUGCUGCCUGCCAACAGGUGAAAAUGACAGUUGCAGAAGCAACGACCAGUGCUGCAUUGGUGUUUCAGGCUGUUCAGCUUGCUCAUCAAGCAGCUCCGGCCAUCAGAACAGCCACAGGUGAACGCCUCAGAAUGCUGGUGGCAAUGAAUUUAGAGUCGAAGCCAAAUACAUGGUACAGUUGCAUGCUGACACCACGGACGGAAGUUCCAAGUGAACUCCCAAGUGAACAAAAGCUUCCUUCGGAGGAACUUCCAUCUGCAGAGGAGAUCCUGCGACAUUUGGCUCCCAGAUGGCUCGCGAGCACUUAUGCGACCAAGAAGCUUUCAUGUGAGAUGGUUGAGACUGCCGCCGACCUGGCGACGCUGCAGCGCGAGGACUUGCGCGAACUCGGCUUCAGCAUGGUCGAGGCAGCCAAGGUCAUCACUUGGGCCCAGGUCAUAAAACGGCCAGACUGUCCCGCUCCCGCGGAAGAAGGGCAACCCAACUUGGUGCGCUUAUCCUCCGAUGUGCCGGUGAGCCCAUGGCCGGAAAUGUCGCGAUGCCGAGAGGUAAAAACUGCCAAGUCGAGCCCUUCAACAAGCCCUUGGGCAGAAUCCAAGGCCGAAGAGCUCCGACUUGACGAGAUUGAAGGACAAGUGGACUUUUGGGUAAGCUGCUUUGCCAGCGGCAUGACCUGCACUCCUGCGCUAUCAACCUCCGAUGCCCUGCCACAGGAAGAUGUUCGUGAGAAUAUCUUGGAAGCCUUCUUCGAUUGCACGCCUGAGCGCAUUAGGGAGGUCUUCAUCAGCAUGGAUACGGACAGCGACGGACAUGUGACUGUGGAGGAGUUGCGCGUGGGGCUGGAACGCUGCGGCAUAACAGGUUUUGACAACGAGACCUUGGCCAAGGUUUUUGAGCACGUCACAGGUACUGGCAGGAAGCUUCACUUGCAAGCCUUUGAGACCAUUUUGUGCCGCUUGCGCCUUGCAAGUCUGCUAAUGAGACCUUGGAGAGCCAAGAGUUUGAGCGUCAUGGACUUCGACUCAAGCAGGGUCUCAGACUUCGAAGUCACAUCGGACAACAUGUGCCAAUUCUUCUUCGGGCACCGUCUUUGCACAUCGGAACGCCACUCCCUGAUCGGUGCCAGUCCCAAGUGCGCCGCCAACAUCGUGUCUCUAUCCAGUGUCUUUGGUGCAAAGGACCUGGUGAGGUGGGUGCACAUGGCGAGCUUCGACAUCCAUUUGCUGUUUGCCCUCACGGUAAAGUACACCUUACAUCCGUUGAGUGUCGAGGACGUGAUCGAGCAGUGUCAGACAAAGAUAGAUCGUCUUGGCGGUCACUACUUUUUGACCAUUGAGCUUUUGACGCUGGUAGAUGGCGAUACCAGCAAAGGGCUGCACCCUGUGCGCGUCCGUGGGCAACACGUGGCGGCCUUUUGUUCUGGACCCCCGCAACUGGACACCCUGAUCACAGUGGCUCAGGCGGAUCGGAAAUUUACCGAAGAAUGGCCUGGAGGAGCGCCACAGGUGGAAGUGGCCGGCAGUUGGGUGCCGCGAAUGCAGCAACGACUGCGAGCAGCUCGAUCCAGGUUGCGGGAGCGCCGUGCCGAUUCAUUGCUAUACGCUUUGGUGGAUCUGUGCGCAGAUGAGCUGGUGGCGGUGACCCGAGCCUUCUUCGCACGGCUCACCUGGUUGGAGGAGGACCUACGCAUCCGGGGCAAUCGCAGCCUUUUGGAUUUGGGUGAAGUCUCCCUAGCACAGCUUCAACUGGCUAUCGUUGCGCGCCGUUUGCGGAGUCUGCAGCGGGUGGUGCGCCGGGCGAGUGAAUAUCAAGAAUUACAUACGACAGGGUCGGCAGACUAUUGGAGGGAUUGUGCAGAGCACCUGGAGGAAGCCUAUGAGGACACGCUGCAGAUGAAGGAGCGCUGUGAUGCCCUGAAGUCCGCUCACGAGGCAGUGAUUGAGCGAGGACAGGCAGAGGAGCUUCAGAUGCAGCACGAUGAGCAAGCAGCACAGGCGAAGAAGAUGAAUAUCAUGCUUUUUUUCCUUACGGUUGGCUCCACCAUCUUCACGCCAGUGACCUUUAUGUCCUCAGUGUAUGGCAUGAACUUCGAGAACACGGCAGGGACGCCGACAAUCCCAUUCCUAUUAGAGGAAGAAGGCUAUACAUACUUUUGGUAUGGCGUGCUGGUCUAUUUUACGCUUGCCAUCAGCUUUGUGGUGAUGGCGGAAGUGAUGGCAGUGGUUUCUACAGCUUCUCCUCAACAAAGGCGGUCAUCACCACUACUGUUCAGAAGCCUCUUCCUGGCCCUGAAAGGGAGGUUAUGCCCAUUGAUGAGCACCGCGACGAAAUCGCGCAGAGUGACUUGUAUCCAGGGUGAAACUGGUUGUGGCAAGAGCAGCCGCGUUCCGCAGUAUGUCUAUCACCUGUGCCGGCAGCCGCCCAAACGACCUGGGGAUGAAAAACUCAUCGUCUGCACACAGCCAAGACGUCUCGCGGCCUUGACCCUAUCGCAGCGUGUCGCCAAAGAGAUGGGCCUGGACCUCAUGCUUUUCAUCGCGAUUGCCGUUGGUUAUGAUGUGAUGUUUUGUUUUCUUGUUUUUUUUGCAGCUAUAUGCUGCAACAUUCCGGGGGACGGAUUCUUUCAUUCGUAUCAUUCGUGCAUUUUUUGCAGUCCUUACUUCAGAAUACCCGAAAUCUCUCCUACAAGAGUUGCCGAGAAUUCAAGUAGUGAAGCCGUCCCAAUGUGCCAGGCGAGCCUUCCAUUGGUGGCCUUGUUGGUUUUCGAAUCUCAGGUGCGCUGA
This is a messenger RNA of Cladocopium goreaui, 3126 nucleotides long. NCBI's taxonomy places the organism in Eukaryota, Dinophyceae, Suessiales, Symbiodiniaceae. The record is from the annotation of a GenBank genome assembly.